AUGGUCCGAGAGGGUGAUGUCGAUGUCAUUACCGGCGACUGGUUGUCCGAAAUGAACAUUGCCUGGAACUCAAUCACAAAGUCUGAGGAUCCUGACCUCGGGUAUGAGAUUGGUUUCUACACUCAGCUGUGCGAGUGUAUCGACGAGAUCGUAGAGAAGGGGAUGAAGGUCGUGACCAACGCUGGAGCAUUGAACUCACCCGCCUUGACCGCAAAGAUAGAGAAUUUGUGCAGGCAACGAGGGCACGACGAUGUGGUUGUUGCUACCGUUGUUGGUGAUGAUGUGUCGUCGCUGAUAACCUCUGAGGGUAAAGGCGGGCUGAAGUUUCAGCAUCUGGACCACGCGGAACAGUUGCUGGAUGAUUGGAAUCCGGAUCUAACACCAUCGUGCGCUGCUGCAUACAUCGGGGCGUUCGGUGUCGUUGAAGCUCUCACAUAUGGUGCUCAGAUUGUUGUAUGCGGUAGAGUCACAGAUGCAUCACCUGUCAUCGGAGCCGCUGCUUGGUGGCACGGCUGGUCUCAGGAUGAUUAUGACGCUCUUGCCGGAGCUUUGAUAGCAGGGCAUCUCAUUGAAUGCGGACCCUACGCAUGCGGCGCCAACUUCUCCGGGUUCAAAGAGUUCCUGCCGCAGCUGGUCGACCUUGCGUUUCCAAUAGCUGAGAUUGCUGCCGAUGGGAGUUGUUGCAUCACAAAGCCGGAGACGAUGAACGGCAUUGUCAACAAGUUCAACAUCACCGCGCAGCUGUUGUACGAGCUUCAGGGUGAGAUGUACCUCAAUCCAGAUGUCGUGGCGGAUAUUAGGACCGUCCAUAUUGAGGAGUCUGGAACACCAGACCAAGUGUCUGUCUUCGGUGUCAAAGGCUAUCCACCACCAGCGACGACGAAAGUGAUGGUCGCAGCAGAUGGCGGAUAUCAGGCGGAAACCACAUACUACAUUAACGGCCUUGAUGUUGAUGCCAAGGUGGAGAUGAUGAAGAAUCAGCUCAAUCGUCUCCUUGGCGAAAGCAAAUUCUGCAAGUUCUCCGCAGAGUUGUAUGGGAAGCAGGUCGAGAACCCUUCAUCGCAGCAGCAGGGGACUGUUAUGCUGCGAGUGUUCGCUCAGGCGAGACGAAAGGAAGACAUCAGCGCCGAGCGGUUCCGGAUCCCGAUCUAUUCGUUGCGGAUGCAGUCAUACCCAGGGUACCAUAUGAACCUGGACUUUCGAACCAUGGACCCGAAACGAUUUAUGGAGAUAUUUCCAUGCCUGAUGCGCCAGGAUGCAAUCCAGCAUCAGGUACUCGUUGGUGGAGAGACAAUAGAUAUACCGCCUCCCGCCAAAACAGCAACAUAUGAUGUCAUCCGGCCGUCUUAUGAGACAGAGUCUCCCGUGCGUUUGAGUUCAUUCGGAGAGACCGUACAGAAGCCUCUCGGUUCGAUCGUCCAUGCAAGAAGCGGCGACAAGGUUGACAACAGCAACGUCGGAUUCUUCGUCAGACAUGAAGAUGAGUACCCGUGGCUGCAAUCGUUGAUGACUGUCGACAAGUUCAAGCAACUUCUCGGUGAUGAUUACGCUGAACAGCGAGUGGAGAGAGUCGAAUUUCCGCUGCUCAAUGCCGUCCACUUCCGCACCUUGGACUUCCUGGGAGGCGGUAUCGCGAGUUCAUCAAGAGUUGACGGCCUGGGCAAAGGCGUGGCGGAAUACUUGCGGAGCAAACACGUGGACGUACCAGUCAGGUUCCUGGAGCGCGGUUCAAUAUAA
Messenger RNA from Saxophila tyrrhenica, 1737 nucleotides. RefSeq lists its product as uncharacterized. NCBI's taxonomy places the organism in Eukaryota, Fungi, Ascomycota, Dothideomycetes, Mycosphaerellales, Extremaceae. The transcript has 2 exons. The record is from RefSeq and is a predicted model, not a curated record. The coding region runs from base 1 to 1737 and encodes 578 amino acids.